CCGGGCGCCAUCUGUCAAUAUUUCUUGUCACAUCAACAUUUCUGCCAUUUCAAUCAUAUUAGUAGAUGGCAGUCAUCAUAUAUGUUUUCAAUCGAUCAAAUUGUGCAACCUACUCAAAAUCUCGUUGUGUGCUGCACGAGUCGCGGCAGUAUCAGAAUCUGUGGCUCUUUUCGGGAUGGCACAUGCGUCAACGCCAAAUGCCGCAGCUGCGGCCCGUCAUUCAUCAAUCGUCGACCCUGCAAAUAUUGAUCAGAUGAUAUUGGCAAUUAUCGAAGUUCGUAGAGUUAAGCAAUUGCAUCUCACCGAAGCGGAUAUACGAUCUCUGUGCCUGCGCUGUAGGGAUGUCUUACUCCAGCAGCCCAUGCUGCUGGAGCUUUCAGCGCCGGUCAAGAUCUGCGGCGAUUUACAUGGCCAGUUUACGGACUUGUUGCGUAUGUUUGACUAUGGCGGCUAUCCUCCAGCUUCUAACUAUCUAUUUUUGGGCGACUAUGUUGAUCGGGGCAAGCAAUCGAUUGAGACCCUCUGCCUGCUGCUGGCCUACAAAGUCAAGUUUCCGCAAAAUUUUUUUGUGCUCCGUGGCAAUCACGAAAGUGCUGGCAUCAAUCGCGUCUACGGCUUCUACGACGAGUGCAAGCGGCGUUAUACCAUUAAGCUGUGGCGUACCUUUGUUGAUUGCUAUAACUGUAUGCCAGUGGCGGCCAUUGUGGACACGAAGAUAUUCUGCUGCCACGGCGGUCUCAGUCCCGAGCUAAACAACAUGACGCAAAUCGCCAAAUUGCAACGUCCUUGCGAGGUGCCCGACAAGGGCCUGCUCUGCGACCUGCUCUGGGCCGAUCCCGAUCCCAAGAUAAUGGGAUGGGCUGACAACGAUCGUGGAGUUAGCGUCACCUUCGGUGCGGACACGGUGGGCAAGUUCGUGCAUCGUUUCAAGUUCGAUUUGGUCUGUCGCGCCCAUCAGGUGGUCGAGGAUGGCUACGAGUUCUUUGCCAAGCGCCAGCUAAUUACCAUCUUCUCGGCGCCCAACUAUUGCGGUGAAUUCGAUAAUGCCGGAGCCAUGUUGUCCGUCGAUGAGACGCUGAUGUGUUCGUUCUUUGUCCUUAGGCCAUCUAAGAAAACUGGCUUACGGAAAGUGUUAAACAAGUGACGCUGUGUGCUCUAAAUCUGCUGUUGAAUGUGAUAUGAUAUUGACGUAUUCUUCCGUUAGCUUACAAUUUUAUAAAUUAUUUUGUAUGUUUCCGCUUAGGAACGGGUUUUACUUCGAUUACGUCUUAAUAACGUGCCAACCGACAGAUAAUUAUAGUCAUACUAA
Drosophila hydei is the source of this 1309-nucleotide messenger RNA. Its product is annotated as serine/threonine-protein phosphatase alpha-2 isoform-like. Gene Ontology annotation, cellular component: cytoplasm; nucleus. The record is from RefSeq and is a predicted model, not a curated record. Bases 176 to 1144 code for a protein of 322 amino acids. Lineage: Eukaryota; Metazoa; Arthropoda; Insecta; Diptera; Drosophilidae. Gene Ontology annotation, molecular function: protein serine/threonine phosphatase activity. The transcript has a single exon.